Molecule: messenger RNA, 1771 nt
Organism: Doryrhamphus excisus (bluestripe pipefish)
Lineage: Eukaryota; Metazoa; Chordata; Actinopteri; Syngnathiformes; Syngnathidae
Product: heterogeneous nuclear ribonucleoprotein C
Cellular component (GO): nucleus
Molecular function (GO): RNA binding
Source: RefSeq, a predicted model, not a curated record
UGCUGGCUUGACACUGACUCAGUAGUAUCUCAGCAGUCAGUCAGACACACAAGCAAAAGAGGUCCUCAGCGAGCAUCGUUUAUCUCAGCCUUCUGCUUGCUUCGCAUCCCUGAUAUGACCCUGUUCAGCCCAAGAUACAUGAGCAUGAGCGGAGAACUCAAGUCAAGUCGCUCCAGGGCACCGAACAAACGGGCCAGCAACAGCACUUACGGCACUGAGCUGGACCUGGACUAUGACAGCUACGACGACUACUAUGACAGGGCAUAUGACUACCAGCGUGUCCCAGCAUCCAUGUCUCCUCUGCCCUCAAUGGGACCCAGCCUGUCCAAACGCUCCCGCUCUUCGUCCUACUCGUCCUCCAAGCACAGACGCAGUCGGGACAGAACCCACUCCAAAAGCUCCAGAGCACACUCUACUAGUUCCUCCACAUCUAAGUUGGGCAUGGAGGAGUUGCAGGUGAUUAAAAAGGAGCUGACUCUGAUAAAGACACAGAUCGAUGGACUGCUUGACAGUCUUGACAGGAUGGACACACACAAGACUGACCACAAAGGGUCCCCUUUACGGGAGGAAAGUCCACCUUGCUCGCUGUAUGCCAGCAGUCCAGAACAUUCCCUCUCGUCUCUCUCCCCACCCAGCUCCCGCCAUCAAAUCCACAGGGAGAGCUCUGUCCAAAGGGGACCUGAUGAUGAGCACCACAUGAUGAGCAGUCACACCUCGGAUCCCGAAGAGGAAAUAUGAGGCUUGAAGAAGACAGCGUGACAAGAAUGAAGUGCCAAACGUUGAAGAAGAAGAUCAAACUAUCAAGCCAACAUCUUUAUUCUAAGCUCCACUGGGAGUACACAUAUCAAAUGAAACUGUAAAAUUGAGUACCGUUUGGGUUCUGUAAAAUAUACAAUUCUACAAGUAUUCAUACUGAGACCAGCAGGAAGGAGUUAAAUCUUAUUCCCUGAGUAGCAGUGAAGGACAUCUGGAGGCAGAAUCCUGCGGCCAUAUGCAUUCCUAUUGUACUGUACCAGUGUAUUUGCAUGAACACAAAGGCUCCAGCAAUAAUCCAAAUAUUGGCGUGUUUAGGAGGUUAAUCCAAAUGACAAAUUGGGCUCCCCUGAUCAGAACUUUAUGUAAACUGAUUAUCACAGAGUUGAAUAUGACAUGUAAUGAUGAGAUCAUACAAGGUUAUUUAUGUAUUGCUAAAAGUGCAAGACUGUUUCUGCUGCCUAGUGUGUUUUACUCAAGCAAAAAAAAGGUUUUAAAGGGUUGCACUUUUGCAGUUUUAACAGAAUGAGGAAUAUUGAAUAAGCACAGGCUGUUGAAAUAAUGUGUAAACCUCACUAACAGUACAUCUUAGUAUUUUCAGAAUGCAGUAUGAAUGUACAGUUUACAUGGAAAUCAAUUCUGUCACUUCAUACAUUUAAGCUGUACUGUACUAUUAUAAAUAUUGGUCAGUUACUCUGUUAUUUGACCAAGAGAGAGCGCAGUUGUAUCAUUUUGUAUGUGUUAGUAUGCCAUUAUAGUACCGGUACUUAGUAUGAAUAAGAACGUUACAACUCUCUUCCACCGAGGCGUUGGCACAAAGCUGUGCAAAACUUGGGUCGGUGUGUAAUAUUGUGCAUUAUUGUAAACUUAACCAAGUGUUUCACGUUUUUCAAAAGAAACCUACAAAACAAUGUUAUUAUAAGUCAUUUUGGUGUUUCAUGUUUUUGUUGGCAUUCUUGAAAUGACCCAAGUGGAAAUACUCAUUGUCACUAGUAAAGGUAUUUUCAUACUGACUAGA